Molecule: messenger RNA, 1197 nt
Organism: Yarrowia lipolytica CLIB122
Lineage: Eukaryota; Fungi; Ascomycota; Dipodascomycetes; Dipodascales
Source: RefSeq, a predicted model, not a curated record
AUGAACAGAGAGGCGCGAGAGGCCCGAAUGCGGGGCGCGGGAACGCGAAAAGUUGCGCCCGUGAAGCUCGUGAUUCAUGGAACUACGCCAGGCAGUGGAUCUAGUGCUACGGGAGGAUUCCGAGAACAACAAAAGGAGGCCCAGACACCUACUCCGUUUGAGCGCAAUCAGAGGAGGCGUCAGACGGAUGUCUUACCCAUGGUUGGCGAGGUGGAAGACAUACGAGAUGGAGAGGGAGAUUUGGCUGGAACAGUUCAAACGGAACCAGCGAUACCGUACACUCUGCCGGUGCGACCAGUGUCUACUUCGCCACCGGAAUUCAAUCUCACUCAAGACUUUGAAGAAUCACCGCCUGGACCCGAAGCUGUUGACGAAGAUGCAGUUGAUCUGAGUGUUCAACAUCACGAGCAGUUUGACGUGAGCGAUUCCGACGAGGAGUUUGUGCCUGCAGUGGUUUCUGACGUGGAACUGGAGCACCCGCGUCCACCCAGUCCUCCUCGACAAUCUCAGGCCACCAGAGGCAACUACGCGGACCGAAUCAAAACAUUCACUGCUGAAGAGGCCCCGGAGGAGACUCCGGCGUCGUCCAGAAACAGAAGCAGCGUGAGACCGCCCAGAAAGAAGAGAAACAAGGGAAUUGCGCUGGAGGUGACGCAACUUGACACGGACGAGCCGGAAUUCUCUCCCCGAGUCACCAUGGUGGACUUUGUCAGUCAAAUGGUUCUGGAGACGCUGGACCAGGAGCUGGGCAAAGACGUGGACGAGGAGCAACGAGAGGUGAUUGAAAAGUACAAGGCCGAGCUCAAUAGCAGGUUCCUGGAGCUCUGUGAUAUCAACAAUGCAGUGUACAUGCAACGGGCUCGUGUGGCCAAGCUGAUCCGGACGAAAAACACCGCCCAGGAAGCUCUACUCAAGGUGAACGAGAAUCUCAAUGGUGCGCGGGUGGAGACUGAUCGAAAGAGUCGUGAAUACGCCGCCAAAAAACGUACCUGGGACGAUACUCGGCUUGUCAACGAGUUUUUGCAUGAUGUGCAAGACGUCAACAACAGUCUGCGAGGAGUGCACUCUUCUGGCGUGAUAAUGACGCCUUCCGUGUUUGAUAAGCUAGCUCAUAUCGAGGAACAGACCCAGUUAUUGGGUAAACUCCGUCAACUCAAUGGACUGUUGGAGUUUGCCAGUCAGAAGCUGUCCUCCUAG